Messenger RNA from Colletotrichum godetiae, 1937 nucleotides. RefSeq lists its product as uncharacterized. NCBI's taxonomy places the organism in Eukaryota, Fungi, Ascomycota, Sordariomycetes, Glomerellales, Glomerellaceae. The coding region runs from base 203 to 1735 and encodes 510 amino acids. The record is from RefSeq and is a predicted model, not a curated record. Gene Ontology annotation, molecular function: RNA binding. Gene Ontology annotation, cellular component: nucleus. The transcript is spliced from 8 exons.
GCCAAGCCACUUUAUUUUGGCCCGUCCGUCACUCCAAGGCUCCACCUCCAGAGAGCUUCAUACCUCGUAAAUUUUACUGUCACAAUCUUGUACUUCCCACAUAUCGAUUGCCAGGCACUUGCGCAUUACCCAGACGCACGCCGAACACGAUUUCCGAACACGAGCGACUGUAUCUUCAACACCACUGCUUUCAGACGUCGCAAUGGACGAUACCGAGCGACGCUCCGCCAAGCGCUCGCGAUUCGACCAAACCGAACCCGAGCCUCGCAAGGCUUCGAGAUUCGACCGCCGCUCCAGAUCGCCGCCAGGAAGACGUUCAGAGUCGGCAAGAGAGCGCAGCCCUCUGCCCAAUGACCAGGCGACAGAGCCGAAGAAGUCGCCUGUAGAUGCUGCUGCUGCGGCUGCUGCUGCGGCCGCGCGAAUCAACGCGCAACUCCAAGCAAAGAAGGGCAUCCAGCAUGUCGACGUUCCCCCGAUCAAGACCGCCGAACCUCCUGCAGGCGGUGCCCAGUCGCCCGAUCCGGCCAACACGAUCAACGGAGAGAUGUACAUCGCCGACGGUGACUUCAUCAAAGACAUUGAAGUCAACGACCUUCGUAACCGAUACCUCUUGACCAAGGGGUCGACUCAGAAGAUGAUCAAAGAAGAAACUGGUGCUGAUGUUACUACCCGAGGAAACUACUACCCCGACAAGAGCAUGGCGACUGCGGCGAACCCGCCUUUGUACUUGCAUGUUACCAGUACAUCCAAGACUGGCCUUGAGCAAGCCGUGACAAAGAUUGAAGAACUCAUGAAACAGGAACUUCCCGCUCUGGUUGAUGAGCGUCGUUUCCGUCGACGCGACCAGGAGCAGGUUGAGAGAGACGAAUAUGGCCGACGCAAAUGGCCCGAGGAGAAGAUCCCCAUUGGUUUGGAGUCGGUCCCCGGAUUCAAUCUCCGCGCCCAAGUUGUUGGUCAUGGCGGUGCCUACGUCAAGCACAUCCAGCAGGAGACCCAGUGCCGCGUUCAGAUCAAAGGACGUGGUUCCGGAUACCUGGAGGCAGCCACCAAUCACGAGAGUGAUGAGGAUAUGUACCUCCACGUCGCUGGACCUGACCCUAAGAUGGUCGAGAAGGCCAAGGAGCUUUGCGUAGAUCUGAUUGAAAAUGUCAAGGAGCAGUACGAAGAGUUCAAGAGCAGACCUCCUCGUAGCUACGGUGACCGCGGUAGCUAUGGUGACCGCUCGCGGGGCCACGAUGGCGGCCACGGCGGAUAUGGAGGCCACGGCCAUGGCGGUGAUCGUGGUGACCGCGGGGGCUAUAACUCCGGAUACGGAGGCCACGGCGGUCAUGGCGGUCAUGGCGGUCACGGCGGCGGCGGCGGUGGCGGCUAUGGCGGUCACAACUCUGGACAAUCGGCAAGCCCUGCUCCUCCCGGCGGUUCUAACAGCCCUGCCGCCGGAGCAGACUACGCCGCUCAGUACGCACAGUACUAUGGCGGUCAGGAUCCUUACGCUGCCUAUGGUGGCUAUGCGGCCUAUGUUCAAAUGUACCAGCAGUACUAUGCUGCCGCGCAAGCGCAGCAGCAAGGCUCGCCUGCACCCCCUGGAGCAGCGGCAUCCCCUCCGCCCCCGCCUCCCAGCGAGGCCGCUCCUCCCCCACCUCCUCCGAGCUCUGCUCCCCCUCCCCCUCCCUCAGGCGCGCCUCCGGGCACCGGAGGAGGUUAUGGUGCUGUACCACCUCCUCCCGGCCUUUAGAAAAGAAGAACGGGGUCUACUAAUCAUAGUUGAAAUUGCAAAGCCACUAAGUAGUGAGAAGAGACAUGAGAGGCGCAUUUCACUACUGCCGUGUUUAAGCGGUGUUGUGCCGCAGAUGGUCACUUGGACGGUGAAGGAGACACAGAUGAAGUUGUAUAUGAAUCAACAGACAUAGUAAUACGAACACUAAACAACACCCAUG